Molecule: messenger RNA, 2541 nt
Organism: Erinaceus europaeus (western European hedgehog)
Lineage: Eukaryota; Metazoa; Chordata; Mammalia; Eulipotyphla; Erinaceidae
Gene: CAPN11
Product: calpain 11
Exons: 22
Coding region: 21-2180 (719 amino acids)
Biological process (GO): proteolysis
Cellular component (GO): cytoplasm
Molecular function (GO): calcium ion binding; calcium-dependent cysteine-type endopeptidase activity
Source: RefSeq, a predicted model, not a curated record
ACCUUCAACUGCCAAGCACUAUGCUCUCUACCAGCAAGAUGUUCACCGAAGGGGUGAUUCUCACGGACAAGGGCAUGGCGGCCCACAUCUGUGACAACCGACUCAAGGCCAGCGGCCUGGGCCAGCACAACAACGCCCGCAACUUCAACAACCAGAACUAUGAGGAGCUGCGUGCCGAGUGUCUGAAGAAGGGGGAGUUGUUUGAGGACCCCUUCUUUCCUGCCGGACCCCGGUCACUGGGCUUCAAGGACCUGGGUCCCUACUCCAAACGUGUGCAGAACAUCGUCUGGCUGCGCCCCAGUCAAAUCACAAGCAACCCUCAAUUCAUUGUGGAAGGGGCGAGCUCAACAGACAUCUGCCAGGGGGUGCUUGGGGACUGCUGGCUGCUGGCCGCCAUUGGGUCCCUCACCGCAUACCCCAAACUGCUCCAUCGCGUGGUGCCCAAGGGGCAGAACUUCAAGAAACAUUAUGCUGGCAUCUUCCGCUUCCAGAUCUGGCAAUUUGGGCAGUGGAUGAACGUGGUGGUGGAUGACCGCCUGCCCACCAAGCAUGGCAAGCUGGUGUUCGUGCACUCCGCAGAGCACAACGAGUACUGGAGCGCCCUGCUGGAGAAGGCCUAUGCCAAGCUGAACGGAUCCUAUGAGACGCUGUCAGGGGGCAACACAGUAGAAGGCUUUGAGGACUUCACUGGGGGUGUGACGGAGAGCUUCCAAAUCCAGAACCCCCCGAAGAGCCUGCUGAGGAUUUUUCGGAAAGCCUUAGAACGGUUCUCACUUAUGGGCUGCUCCAUUGAAGUCACCAGUGACAGUGAGUUAGAAACCAUAACAGAGAAAAAGCUGGUGAAAGGACAUGCCUAUUCAGUGACUGGCCUCCAUGAUGUCUUCUACAGAGGCAAGACAGAAACUCUCAUCAGGGUGCGGAACCCCUGGGGCCGGGUUGAGUGGAAUGGACCCUGGAGUGAUAGCUCCAGGGAGUGGGAAGACUUGACCCCUGAAACCCAGCGGCAGCUGCUGCAGAAGAAGGAAGAUGGGGAGUUCUGGAUGUCCUACCGGGAUUUUCUGGAGAACUUCACGUUCCUGGAGAUCUGCAACCUGAUGCCGGAUGAGCUGACCGAGAAUCACAGGAGCCGCUGGCACACCACCUUCUACGAGGGCACCUGGCGCAGGGGCAGCACGGCUGGCGGCUGCAGGAACAAUCUGGACACUUUCUGGACCAACCCCCAGUUUCGCAUCUCUCUCCCUGAGGAGGACGACGACCUGCUGGAGGAUGACGAGGCCAUGUGCACCUGCCUGGUGGCCUUGAUGCAGAAGAACUGGCGGCAGGGGCGACCCCAUGGGGCCCAGCUGCACACCAUUGGUUUUGUGGUCUAUAAGGUCCCAAAGGAGUUUCAGAAAAUGGAGAACAUCCACCUGAAGAAGGACUUCUUCCAGAAGUAUCAGGACCACGGCUUCUCAGAGAUUUUCACCAACGCGCGCGAGGUGAGCAGCCACCUGCACCUGCCGCCUGGGGAAUACAUCAUCAUCCCGUCCACCUUCGACCCGCACAAGGACGCCGACUUCCUGCUCCGAGUCUUCACCGAGAAGCACAGCGAGUCCUGGGAACUGGAUGAAGCCAACUAUGCAGACCUGCUCCAGGAGGAGAAGGUGUCCGAAAAUGAGAUAGACCCAAACUUCAAACACAUGUUUGAGGCCGUGGCAGGAGGAAAGAACAAGGAGAUAGGCAUGUUCGAGCUACAAAAGCUGCUCAGCAAAGCAACAGCCAAAUUCAAAGAUCUCAAGACGGAUGGCUUCAGCCUGGAAGUGUGCCGCUGUAUGGUCAACAUCAUGGAUAAAGAUGGCUCUGGAAAGCUGGGACUGCCAGAGUUCCAUAUCCUAUGGAGAAAAAUCAAGAAGUGGACGGAGAUCUUCCGAGAGAGUGACCAGGACCACUCAGGCACCCUCAACUCCUAUGAGAUGCGCCUGGCAAUUGAGAAAGCAGGCAUCAAGGUGAAUAACAAAGUGGCGCAGGUGCUGGUGGCCAGGUACGCAAACAACAAUAUGGUUGUGGAUUUUGACAGCUUCAUCAUCUGCUUCCUGAGACUGAAGGCCAUGUUCAUGUAUUUUCUCACCAAUGACCCCAAGAAGACUGGGUCCAUCCACUUGAACUUGAACCAGUGGCUACAGAUCAUCCUAUGGGGAUAGAGAAACUUCUGGAACCAGCUGCUGAACACCCUCAGGAGCUGGGGCAGGGGAGGAGGCUCGCAGACAAUUGGAUGGUCUCCAGGGGGCGACACCUGGGCCCCAGAAACCACAGACUCCAGCAACUCCAUGCCCACCCUCCCAACCCCAAAUGUCUCCUUCCAUCCCAGUCAGCCUCACGGGGGUCACUUCGCUCCACAGACUGUCUUCUCCUCAGAAUGCAGAUUGAGUGACACUUCCCUAGCACCCCCACACUGGGCAAGCUUUCCCCACUCUCUGUCCCACACCACUCCUUCCCAGCACAGCCUCUCUCUUCUCUCCCCCACUUGGGGGCAUUACUUUAAUAAACAGCACAUGGUUCUGA